This is a messenger RNA of Mus pahari (shrew mouse), 1391 nucleotides long. It is a transcript of the gene Castor1, whose product is annotated as cytosolic arginine sensor for mTORC1 subunit 1. Gene Ontology annotation, biological process: negative regulation of TORC1 signaling; cellular response to L-arginine. The coding region runs from base 63 to 1088 and encodes 341 amino acids. Gene Ontology annotation, molecular function: arginine binding. The record is from RefSeq and is a predicted model, not a curated record. The transcript is spliced from 9 exons. Gene Ontology annotation, cellular component: cytosol. NCBI's taxonomy places the organism in Eukaryota, Metazoa, Chordata, Mammalia, Rodentia, Muridae.
GCCACCGCAUCACCUCCUGCCUAGGUCUCGGCGGCGGCCAGGCCGGGGCUGAGGGAUCUGCGAUGGAACUUCACAUCCUAGAGCACCGGGUGCGAGUCCUGAGCAUUGCCCGUCCGGGCCUCUGGCUCUACACCCACCCGCUCAUCAAGCUGCUCUUCCUGCCCUGUCGCAGCCGGUGCAAGUUCUUCAGCCUGACUGAGACUCCGGAAGAUUACACUCUCAUGGUGGAUGAGGAGGGCUUUAAAGAGCUACCCUCGUCUGAGUUCCUGCAAGUGGCUGAGGCCACAUGGCUGGUGAUGAACGUAUCUCAUAGUGGCUCGGUGGUACAGGCUGCUGGAGUAACCAAGAUUGCCCGGUCUGUCAUUGCCCCGCUGGCUGAACACCAUGUGUCUGUUCUGAUGUUGUCCACGUACCAGACAGACUUCAUCCUGGUGCGGGAGCAGGACCUGUCUGUGGUGAUCCACACACUGGCCCGGGAGUUCCGAAUCUACCGUGAAGUAGGCGGGGAGCCUGUGCCUGUUACCAGAGACGAUUCCAGCAAUGGCUUUCCCCAAACCCAGCACGGGCCCAGUCCCACGGUGCAUCCCAUUCAGAGCCCACAGAACCGCUUUUGUGUCCUCACACUGGACCCUGAGACACUGCCGGCUGUCGCCACCACCCUCAUCGAUGUCCUCUUCUACUCCCACAGUGUCCCCAAGGAGGCAGCCUCGGGCGGUCCUGAAUCAACUUCCAUUCCGUUCUUCGCUUUCUCCCUCAUCGAGGGCUACAUCUCCAUUGUCAUGGAUGCAGAGAUCCAGAAAAAGUUCCCCAGUGACCUCCUGCUGACCAGUUCUUCUGGGGAGCUGUGGAGGAUGGUGCGCAUUGGGGGACAGCCCCUGGGCUUCGAUGAAUGUGGGAUUGUGGCCCAGAUCGCGGGUCCCCUGGCAGCUGUUGACAUCUCUGCUUACUACAUCAGCACAUUCAACUUUGACCAUGCGCUGGUUCCUGAAGAUGAGAUCAGCUGUGUCAUUGAUAUUCUCCAGCGAAGGCAGGAAGGCCAGGCCUCCAAGGAUCCAUCAGGAAACACCAGACUCCCAGCAUUCCCGUAACCCCCCACCCUGAGCUUGCAGAGACUUUUCUGAGCUUCAGAACGAGUCCCUGAUCCUGCCAAGGGAUCCUGGUUCUGCUGUCCAUAUGUAAGCCGUGUGGAGCUGGAACUCGUGGACGCGCCUGCCCACAGAAGACACCCUGGUGCUUGGGGCUUAGACCCCCGACCCAACAUUUUCUAUGUGACCUCAGCAAUGCACGGUGCCUGCCUGCCUGCAGCUGGAGCCGUCUCUCACCUGGUUGAGGCUCACAUCCCCGGGCCCGGGCUCUGACCCGGGGCUACCCUCCUAGCCGGAUGAGUUUCA